UCAAACCAGUGUUGCGGUUUUGACGUUCAGCGCUUAUUUGAACAGACGGUUUGAAGGUUUUGCUCUUGACUUCGAUACUUUCAAGAGUGAUAACCAACCUCCUGCCUUCAGUGUCUGUUCUAACAAGACAAUAUCCAGUAACGUUGGUCGUAUUUACUCACCUGGGUUCCCCUUUGGCUACAACUCUAGCUUAAGAUGUAGUGUUACUGUGAUGAUUCCUCAGGACAAAUCCUUAGAAAUUGUAGUCAACUAUAUGGACAUACAUAGGCAUUAUUAUUCUGGGUGCAUUUAUGACGAGUUGGUCAUAUCAGAUGGAUCAACUUCUAAUUCUACGUGUGGAAAGUCAAUUGUGAAUAGUCGCCGAAUUUUCUUUACCAAAGAAAAUAUUAAUGUCAGUUUUCGUUCCGCUCCCUGGAGUAAUAGUUUAUCCGGUUUUCUACUGACAUACAAAAUUAUUGAUGGAGUGGAUAUUCAUUGUACAUUUGAAAACAAUUGGUGCAAUUUUACAAAGAUUGGGGAUUGGAAGCGAGUCAUGGGAUCAAACUUGGGCAACUGGUCGAUAGAGGAUCAUACAAUUGGCAACAGCUAUGGUCAUUUUGUGAUCUUGGAAACAUCUAUCUUGGAAAAUGUAAAAAAUGGAAUCAUUAAAAGAAACCUUACUGCAAACGGAAAAUUAGCAUGUUUGAAUUUUUGGUAUCAAAGCUACGGAUAUACAUCAAAUGUUUUAAAGAUUUUUGUAUUAGUUAAUGGACGAAAGCUUCUGUUAUGGAACAGCACGUUGGGUACAACAACUUCUUGGGAAAAAGGAAGGACGACAAUUUAUUUAAACUAUAAUCGUUUCUCUAUAAUUUUUGAAGCUAUGGUAAAUUCAUAUCCUGGUUAUAUUUCCUUGGAUGAUAUUCUUGUUGAUAUUGGUGAAUGCAACAGUCCUGGUGACUGUAGCUUUGAAAAUGGAAUAAGCAACUCAAAAUGUCUGUGGAGAAAUGUUGGUUUUCCGCUUGAUAAUUAUAACUGGAUUGUCCAUUCUGGUUCCACAUCAUACUACGGCACUGGUCCUAGUUUUGACAGAAAAGGAUCCACUACAGGAAAAUACAUUUAUAUGAGGGAAACUACGGAAGUAUAGGUUCUAAAAGCUGGCUGGUUAGCAACUACUUUAAUACAUCAAGAAAAUGUUUCACAUUUUGGUAUUAUAUGUAUGGAUCAACUGUUGGUUCCCUCAAUAUAUACGAACAAACUAU
This is a messenger RNA of Xenia sp. Carnegie-2017, 1238 nucleotides long. Its product is annotated as MAM and LDL-receptor class A domain-containing protein 1-like. The record is from RefSeq and is a predicted model, not a curated record. The transcript has 8 exons. The coding region runs from base 212 to 1123 and encodes 303 amino acids. Gene Ontology annotation, cellular component: membrane. NCBI's taxonomy places the organism in Eukaryota, Metazoa, Cnidaria, Anthozoa, Malacalcyonacea, Xeniidae.